Molecule: messenger RNA, 4353 nt
Organism: Magnolia sinica
Lineage: Eukaryota; Viridiplantae; Streptophyta; Magnoliopsida; Magnoliales; Magnoliaceae
Exons: 2
Coding region: 583-3753 (1056 amino acids)
Source: RefSeq, a predicted model, not a curated record
UUAUGUAAGGCGGGGUCGUACCCAAUCCGCGUCCGGACGCAAUCCUCUUCCGCUCUCCACGCGCGCGCUGACAGUCGGGUAUACGCGUUUCCAAAACUAAGAGCUGUACCGAACGAGCACAGAACCGUAGGCCUAUUUCUUGAGGGCACGAAAGCGACGGCAAGGCCGGUCCAUCUCCAGCCAACCACGAAACCUUCGACCACAGUCAAGUUGCGUCGGGACGGCUGACAAACUGACACGUGCGGCACGUGUAACACCAGAGGGAGAGAAGGAAAAAGAAAAAGAAAAAGAAAAAGAAAAAGAAAAGAAAAGAAAAAAAAAAAGCACGAGGAGAAGAAUGAAGGUUCCGUUCCCUCUGCUCUGAAGCUGUAGAAGAAAGAAAACAAAAAGGAAAUUUCAAAAAAAAAAAAAAAAAAAAGAAAGGAAAAAGAAAAAGAAAAAGGAAAGAACCGAAGCUUCUGUAGGUUAAGGAUUAGACCUUGGGGUUGAAGUUUAAGAAGCUCCCGCGCAUUCUUGGCUCGAAACAGCAGAUGAUAAGAGUAUUAGCGUGUUGGAAGUACCUAGCUGGUGCAUGAAGGCAAUAUGACGUUAGAAGAUUUCUUCACCCCAACUGAGAUGAAAGGUGGACUCACAAACCUUGCUAGAGUCGAAGAGCUGGUUGCUGUUAUGCAGAGGCAGAGUGAAAUUAUUAUGAAGAAUGUAGGUAAUGCAUCCAGACAAUGGUCAAUUGUAGCAAGUACCUUAUCAGCGACAGAGAACAAUGGUUGCCUUAAUCAUUUUCUUCAGUUAGACGGGCGUAGGUUUCUCGACCAAUGGCUCCAGGAAGCUCAAAAGUGUAGUGGUGGCACAAGUGACAGUUUUGUGGAAGAAUCAAUCAGUGCAGUGCUAGGAGCACUUGAGAAGCUGCCUCUAGAUGAGAGCUUAACUGCUUCAGGAAUUGUGGAAACUGUCAAACAUCUCCUUGGCAACAGGAGCUUGAAAGUCCAGGAGAGGGCAAGAACUUUGUUUGAUAGAUGGAAUCAGGCUAGGGAUAAAGAUCCAAAUCACCAGGAUAUGGAGACAGGUGGGGCAUGUCAUGAAGAUGACGCCAAGUCCUCAAGUGACAUGAAAAUAGCUGGAGAGGGUGGAUGCUCAAAAUCCCCUGGUUUUGAAGUAUCUCCUCGCGAAGGUAUUGAGGAAGGAAAUUGUGAGGUAGAUCCUGCUGAGAGUAAAAUGCAGCAUUCAAGUGCUUCAAGAUGCACAGAUAUUUCCUGGCCAGAGAUCAUUGAUGAUGCAAGUGCCCCAACAUCUAACCAAGAUCCGCCUCAGAUCACAUCAAAUAGAGCAAGUGCAAAUGGGUCUCCAGGAGACAUGAAUGCUUUGGGCUCCUCUCUAUUGCCAAACACUCUUCAGGAAAGCUCGUCUGUUGCUGACAGAUCCUCUGAAUGUCUUGGAGAAGGGACAAACUCUGUUGCGUUACACAAUUCUUUAGUUCCAACCAAUGGAAAAACAGACGAUAGGUCUUCUGAUGUUUUGGAGACAAAAGAUAUCAAUGAUGACAUGAAGGAAAUGAAUAUUAAGAUGAAUAUCAAGGAAGGUAGCCUAUGCAGAGUCAGCAAGGAAGAAACAUGUGCUGUUUCUACUUCUUCCGGACUAAAAGAAGUUGCUUCUUCGUCCUCUUCUCCUGCAAAUGCUGAGAAAUGUGUGACAGGACCUCUAUCAUGUAAUAUUGAUGAAAAUGAGGGUGAAUCUUGUGCAAGGAACCCUGUGUCACCUGAUCUUCUGCAUAGUAAUGGUAUACUUGGGCCCCAGCAUAAGAGCGGGCCAUCAAACUAUAAAAGAAGCACAAUCAAGCGCAAAUCUAUGGGGCAAGAUGGCGAAUUUUAUGAUAAGGUUUUGCUGGAUUUUGCUAGUUGCAGUGGGUCAGGUCCAGAAACUUCCUCUAAGAGGAAAGACAGUUUGGAGAAAGGCGUCAACAAUCAAAAGCUGGUUAGCAAGUCAGAUUUGAAGGUGAGGAGAAGAAAGGGUCCUGUCAUCUGCAGCAACAUCUUUAAAGCGGUGAUGAAUGCCAAAGAAUCGAAUGAGAUGGGCUGUCAGGAAAAAUUGGAAAUGGAAUUCGAUUAUGGGGUGGAUGAUGCAUUGGAAGUUGCUCGGCAAGUCGCUAAAGAAGUGGAGCGAGAAGUUGUUGAUUAUAUAGAGACUUUCUGCACCUCUUCUUCAGAGAAAAGCUCGGAGGGAGAAACCUUGCUGCCUGGUAGCCCUGAUUCUGUCAAAAUCAAGCAGGAUGAACCCAUGAUGGAACCACUAGAUGAGAAUGAAUCGUUGAGCGGACACGACCUUGCUGACGAUGGAUCUUCUGGUGAAGUGAAGCGCUUAAGAAUUUCAAACAUCAUUAGUACUGAGCAAGAAGGCUAUAGGGAUGUCUCAGAAUCGCCUCAUUCCACUGCUAUCGCACAAGAAUCAGUUGAUAAGAUUGACAAAGGCAGAUGCAAUUUCGACCUGAACGAGGAUGCUGAGGAAAUCGAAUUCCCAGCAGUUCCUGUUACUAAUCAGCCGAUCACCUCAACUGCAACCAUCCCUGUUUCUUCUGCUUUGGAAGGACCUUCCGGAUCAGCUGCUGCUGCUCUGCACUUUGAAGGGGAACUGGGGUGGAAGCGGUCUGCAUCAACAAGUUCCUUCCAUCCAGCAUCCCCUCAAAGAACCCCAGAUGGUGAAAAUGUGUCUAUGAUAAAGGCUGGCAGCAACUUUUCAAAGCAGAGACGAGACUUCCUCAAAAUCGAUCUCAAUGUGGCCGAGGGCGACGAUGAUGCAGCGGUUGACCUGAUAUCAGCUAAAAACAUCUUACUGUCAUCAGGCCUUCCCGAUUCAUCUGUUGAGGUUAAUUCAAGAAAGGCAGACAGGCUAUACUUGGACCUUAACCGUCUUGGUGACAAUGAGGACGCAUGCCCAUAUCCAUCAUCAGAUUGGAAGGUGGAGGGUCGGUUCCAAUACCACCAAAAUAGCAAUUGCAGCAGAUCUCCUGCUUCAGCCUCAUCACUGGGACACCCUUCCCUGAGAAACUUUGAUUUAAAUAACAACCCUUCAUUCUUCGAUCCCCGCAGUUCUCAUGAUCAUCAGCAGAGCCUCAACAAAUCGUUGUCACAAGAUGUGAGAGCAUAUGAAAAUUUGAAAUUGGACAAUCCCAUUGUUUCAAUCAUGGGAUCGAGAAUGGAUAUCAAUCGAACUCGGUCCUUUCUAGCGAACGAGCAGGGCGUGGAAUCUUCCACAGUUGGUCUUACUUUGGCAAGGUUUGGUGGUGGUUCAGGGGCACAACCUGUGCUGGCUUAUGAACCUGCGUCACCUGCAACAUUUGGCUACAAUGGCCUUGCGAUGGGGCUCACCAUGCCCCUCCCUCCACAAUUUUAUGGACCUGGUGGUUCCAACCCAUAUUUGGACUCGAGAGGAGCCACUGUCGUACCACAAGUAAUGGGCUCCACAGCUGCCUUUCCCCAGGACUUUUCCAGACCGCCUUUUCUUAUGAACCUAAUGAGUUCGCAAUCAGGUUUGAGUGGAAUCGGCAUCUCUAGGCCAGGAAUUGAUUUGAAUUCAGGCAUGACAUCGGUGGAUAGUGAGAGUAGGGGAGUGGGAAGCUUGAGGCAGCUACUCUUUCAAGGUCACAGUGGUCUGGAGGAGGAGCGGAUGAAGUCUUCCUGGCAGCCUGAUGCUGUUGUAAUGCCAGUGAAACAGAAAGAACCAGAAUGUGGGUGGGGACUGAACAUGAUUGGUUACAAAUGAGAGAUGUCAUGGAAUUAGUUUCUGGAUGGCUGGGUCAGAUUUUUUUUUCCCCAAUGAAUUUGGGGCUCGUGGGGCACCUUAUAGAUAAACAGGAUGGAUGUUUCACUUGGUUGGCCCAGAAGAUGAUGGAAGGGCCCAUAGGGGGCCGUUGGCAGGAAUUACACACACAAAUUGAAUAAGGCUGGAAAGGUAGACAUUAUAGUGUCCAAUAUAGAUUUUGCCAGAAAAAGAGGGGGGGGGGGGGGGGGGGUGUGGGGUUAGCUGUUUUUGCUGCAUUGUAGGGCCAUUUGUACCCAGUGAAAGAAGUAUUCAUGUACUUUGCCUCUCAUAAAUAAUUCUAACAGAAAAGAUGAGUGAAUUGGGUCUUCCAUGUGAAUGUUUGGAUCUAGUUGUAGCUAACAAGACUACUUACAGCUGUUGCAAUUUUUGCGAGAGGGCAAAAUGAUCAGCAUUGACUCUUAAGUGGAUUUAAGUUUGAUUUCUGCAGUUCAGGUGCAGAAUAAUCAGUGGCACUGGUGAAGAAUUCUCUUCUGAUUUUAUUUUUUCCAUUUCCUGUUACAAUAGAUAUUCUCAAUUUGCAAGUGGUAAUCUUUAAAGUGC